UCAGAGCGCUCUAAAGCUCAGUGGAGCUGAGGUGAGGUUCGAAGACACACUCACACGCUCACAUACACGGGGAGACAGCAGGAGACACUGACCGUGUCCACUACUGCACAGAAGGGACUGAUGCUUAAAUGAGACGGCGCUUCACCCACGAGUCUCUGGGUGAAGCUGGAGUGUCGUCGUCGUCCACACGUUAACAAACACGAUGUGACCAUGUUGAAUCCGUGACUGUUUGAUCCGCGGAGGAUUUGGGAGUUUACCUUUUAAUGAUCCAAGGAAGAGAGACUUCAACAUGGGCAAACUUCAAUCCAAACAUGCGUGCAAGCGCAGAGAAAACCCUGAAGGAGACAGUUUUGUUGUUAAUGCCUUCCUGCGCAAAGGGAUGGAGGAGUGUGAGAGGUACAGCGCGACCGACCCCAAGCUCAAGAACCUACAGGAGUUUCCAAGUGGUGAGCUGAAGGAAGGACAAUUCACAGAUCAACACUGUCCCCUAGAGGUGGUUCUUCCUCCUGAGAAGGCUGAGGGCUGUGAAAGCUAUCUCCAGUACCUGCACUCAGAGGAUGGAGAGCGAGAGAUACUCAGAGAUGCCACCAAAGCUUCUGGCAAAAAACGCAUCAGCCUGGACGACUUGGAGUGUGACGUGUCAGUGGAGGACGACAACCGUCAGGAAUGGAUCUUCACCCUGUACGACUUUGACAACAGUGGGAAAGUUACAAAGGAGGACAUGUCCAGUCUGAUGCACACCAUCUAUGAUGUGGUGGAUGCCUCUGUCAAUCAGUCCUGCCACAACAAAAGCAAAACUCUGCGUGUCAAACUGACCGUCACCCCAGAGCCAAGGUCCCACCGGAGAGAAACAGGAACAGAUCGCUGUCACCAGGAGGAAGGACGCUCCACUGAUAAACGCCUGUCCUCAUACAUCAGCAGUAGAGGGCAGAGCACCGAGGCGACAAACCCUGAGGGUCAACAUUACUGUGUGGAUGAGAACACGGAGAGGAGGAAUCACUACCUGGACCUGGCCGGGAUAGAGAAUUACACCUCGAGGUUUGAAGGAACUGCCCCAGUCACUCCUUCGCAGGAGCCUCAAGUCCGAAGCUCCCAGAACCAGAGCCGUUCACGCUCCCAUGAACCAGAAACCCAAGUCAUUCACCAGCGUCGCUCACAGAUUAUCAGCGAUAGCUACAACCCCACGGAGUCCCGAGGCAAAAGUACUCAGUUCAUCAAGUCUCCGAAAGGAAACUACAAAGGAGGGGGUGGCAACAAUGGAGGCGGCGGCGGUGGAAAAUCGACUAAAUGUCACGGCCACCACCCGCUGCUGCAACCUGCGCUGCACAGUGUCAAUGCAUCAGGCCACGGUGGCCAGGAUGUGUACCAUUUACCACACCAGGUCCAAUCUUCCAGCCACCACCACCAGCACCCCCUGCAGUACAGUCACAGUAAACGUCUGAGGGCCAAAACCAGAGAUACCUUGUCCCCGACCAGGGCCCAGCUGUCACCUCAGUCCCAGUCCCAGCAGCCCGCUCCCGUGCCCACUGUACUGCCCAGUCUAGAGAGGGAGCAGACGUCACUUCCUCCUGGGAGCCCAGGCUUUGUGGUUCCAAUGGUCCAGCGCCACGAGCACCACCAUCAUCACGAACACCACCACCACCACCACUACCACCACUACCAUCAGACAUGACCACCCUCAGCGUGCAGUGACCUAAAACUGUACAGGACCAACCACAACCACACCAGUCUGAAGGACUUAACGUCAUCCCAGCAGGAGAGUCCGGCUCUGCCUCCAGGAUCUUCAGUUUCACUCUGCCAGGCUAUACAGAUAUAAUAAUCUGAGGUUAGAUGAGGGGUAGUGUGAUGACUGACCAUUUAGGACCAGGAGGAUGUUUGUCAGAAGUUAUUGUGUUAUAACAAAAUAUAUAUGGCACAGCUUUGAGGUUUUUGUUAAUGUUGUGACAGGACUGCAGCGUUUGUCUCCGAGGGACGAAUCCUGAAAAGAAACAAAGUGACUUUGAUGCAUCGUCCUUUCUUUCCCUCUUGAUACUGUUGGCUAAAGUCCCAUGAAGCUAUACUGUAUAUUGGAGUAGAUGUGUCGUUCUGUGUAGGACCUUUCCAAAACAUGGAUCUCAGGUGUAAAGGUGCUGCUGCUCUGAAGUUCUCCACAUGGGCUUCUUCUCCUCCUGUAGGAGGCCCUAAUGUGGAUGGAGGGGUUUCCUGUUUGGGAGGGAGGGAGUCUACGUAAAAUCACCACUGCCAGUUUUAAUGCAAAAUUAUCUUGCUCUAUGUAUAAAAAAAUCUAUAAAUGUAAACACAUUUUAUUGUAUAAUUAUUAUUCUGUAUAUGCAUAUUUCAUCAUGGAUAUAUUAUGCAUAUAUGUA
Messenger RNA from Cynoglossus semilaevis (tongue sole), 2366 nucleotides. It is a transcript of the gene nkd2b, whose product is annotated as NKD inhibitor of WNT signaling pathway 2b. Lineage: Eukaryota; Metazoa; Chordata; Actinopteri; Pleuronectiformes; Cynoglossidae. The transcript is spliced from 10 exons. Gene Ontology annotation, biological process: negative regulation of Wnt signaling pathway. Gene Ontology annotation, molecular function: calcium ion binding. Gene Ontology annotation, cellular component: cytoplasm. The record is from RefSeq and is a predicted model, not a curated record. The coding region runs from base 290 to 1672 and encodes 460 amino acids.